Myzus persicae (green peach aphid) is the source of this 2295-nucleotide messenger RNA. RefSeq lists its product as uncharacterized. The record is from RefSeq and is a predicted model, not a curated record. Lineage: Eukaryota; Metazoa; Arthropoda; Insecta; Hemiptera; Aphididae. The transcript is spliced from 3 exons. The coding region runs from base 704 to 2158 and encodes 484 amino acids.
CUGUACCGACCCGUUCGCGAGUAGGCUGUUGUUGACAACACACGCAGGUCAAUUACUGGAAUUAUCAUCCAAUUCAAUGAUUUCCAAAAUCACUGAAAAUCUACAAUAAUGAACACAUUUAUCAUAGCAAAUACCUAUUUAAUAUUUCGAUAACCCGUGGCUCGAUAAGCUACUCCCACCGAAAAUGCUGAGAUUUCUGGACACUUGCUCCGUUGUCCGCCAAGACAGAGUCAGUCUGUUCUAGACACCCUCACCUUUACGUUCACUUUGCCUUUGGUUUCUCCAUGUUUUCACAGUCCUCAUAAUUCGUUCAUCAGUAUUUACAAUUUUUCUCAGUGUUUAAUUUUACAAGUGUUUAAACACUUUAUUCUUUUCAAGUGUUUAAUUUUACAAGUGUUUAAACACUUUAUUCUUUUCAAUCGUUUUCAUUUUAAAACAUUUGAAUCAUGUUUAAAUGUGAACAGUGCUCGUCGGUUUUCACACGUAAAGACAAUUUGCUUUCACAUCAAAAGAAGCAUGCGGGUGUACGUUUUCCGUGCACUGUCUGUCCUUCGACAUUCUCAUUCAAGUCCAGCCUCAAUAAACAUUUAAAGAAUGCUCAUGGUAUGUACUAAAAAUAUUAAGUUUUAUUUCUAUCUUAUACAAUAUUAAUUUUUAUUAUUUUCCCCAAGGUAUCGUCAACGUCCUGGCUCACUUGAGACCAAUGCCUGCAGCGCCGAUCAACGAUCAACCAGCACGACCAAGCUUGAAACAGUUCGCGUCUCCUACCACUCCACAGAUCCAAAUCGCACCACAGAUAUUUAUGCCCGAUGUCCCGGCCGGUGGUUCGAGUAUGUUAUCCGAAGACGAUAUGUGUAUGCAAGCCAUGGACGAAUUUGAGGAUACAGAUUCUUAUACAACUACGGAUGCAACCGGUAAACGUAUUUCCACUGCCAACCCCACCUCAGCUGCUAAAGCUAAAAAAAUUAGAUUAAAUCUCGUUAUGUCACCCGGGUUUGUUGAGAUUUUGUCGUCCGCGAGCCGUAAAAUCGUAUGGUACUAUGCUAAAAAUCUUGUUAAUAUAAUGAUUUAUUCAGACUUUCUCCGUCCACUUAUGCCUGAGCUAGUAAAUUUAUUAAAAGCCCAUGUACAAAAACAUGCGAUAAAAUUUAAUUUGAAACUCGAGGCAACAUACAACAGGCCCAACGUACCCAAUUCGUCGGAGAACAGGGCGUUCAAGACAGUGGCGGUAGAAAUUUUCCCAGAUAGUGACAUCAGAACGAUUGCAGAGAGGGCGUAUAUGAAGUUGAUGAAGGAGAAGGACGAAUAUAUGGGUAGAGGAAGUGGAUUUACAUUAGAGUCGAUAGACGGGUUAUUAGUUGCUGUAUAUAAAUAUAUGCUGAUGGGUGGAUCAUCGUAUAUAGAGUUGCCGGCGUUCAUCGACAGGAAGCGGGGUACCAUCAACCCUCAGAAUACGGACCAGGAAUGUUUCAAGUGGGCGAUUUUAGAGAGGCAUGUGAUGGGGCCGACAGUAUUUCAUAUCGGGGAAAAUUAUAGACAGCACGAGGGAAAAUAUAAUUUUGAAGGUAUCACGUUCCCCACGCCUCUAUCAGACAUCAUUAAAUUUGAAAAAAAUAAUAAAAAUGUUUCUAUUAACGUGUACGGCCUCGAUAUAAAGUUUCAACCUCCCAAGAAAUUCCCCACGUACGAGAUCUACCCGCUACGUGUUGUUGACGAAGAAAAAUCCAAUCAUUUCGACUUGUUGAUGGUGACGGACGGCGAUAACUCGCACUACGUAUUCAUUUCAAAUUUUUCACGGCUCGUUCGUGCACAGAAAACUGCACAUGACGGUAGCGUUAUUUUUUGUAAGAGAUGCUUCACCAGCUUCGACAAUCAGAAUUUAAAGUUCAAGUUGAGUGGACAGGAGGCGUUAGAGCAGCACAAGCUGAUAUGCGGGGGACAUAAACCAAUUUUACCAGAGAUGCCGAAGGAGGGUGAUUGUAUUGAGUUCAAGGCGUGGAAAAAAACGAUGAGGCACCCGUUUGCAAUAUACGCAGAUUUUGAGGCGAUCUUGGCGAAGACGGAAGAGGCGAGAGGGGGUAAAACCACGAUUACCCAAAAACACGAAGCGAUGAGCUACGGGUUUUUGGUGAAGGCGAGCGAGGACGUACCGGCGUAGUUAUUGGCAGAGUAUGAGAUACCGGCGGGGCCGGUAAUAUACAGAGGUGAUGAAAACAGGACGGACGUGGCGAGGCAUUUUGUAGAGUCAAUAGUUGAGGUGGCCCAGAAAAUCGAAAAUCUGAUGAAAACGAAUAU